AUGUCUGACGCUGAGCCCUCGAAUACGGAGCGAAUGACCGGGAGACGCAUUGUUUCUAGCCUUUCUGCAUCACAAAUCCAACACAAACGGGAAGUUGAUCGCAAGGCACAACGCGCUCUGCGGCAACGGACCAAGUUUCGUAUUCAAGAAUUGGAAAAUGAUCUUUCGCGUUUCAAGGAAUCCGUUUCUGAGCGGGAGAAGACAAUGAUCGAAGAGAUCCGGCAACUCAGACAGGAAAAUCGACAACUGAAAGUCUCCCUACAGAGUAUAGGACAUUUUGCUCUAGACAACAUUUCCGAGGAUGUGGUAGUACAUCCGACGGGAUGCGGAUCACUUGGAGAUAUCCAGGAAAGUCUCGACUUGCCAGCAAGUGGUAGCCCGAAGCCCCAUGCAGCCCGUUCAUCAGCACAUUUAGCCCCCGGUCUCGCUAUUCCAAACAGCGUCACAUACCCCGGGAGCGAAGCACCGAUCCCGGCGGCGCAAGCGCACGAAUUACAUCCUCCAAUCCCACUUCCUAUAUCAGGUACAUUUAUCAGCCCCUUGCUCCCAUUGCCGGCAUCGAACACCUUCCUUCCUAUUUGGCAAAUAUGGCCGAAUAACGAGACCUACGCUGCUAUACCGGUAUGGCUCAGACCGACUGCAAUGCAGAUCCUUGUCCCGCAUGCAGCUUGGAUUGAUAACAUUCCUUGGCCUCGGGUUCGCGAUAUUUUGAUAGAGAAACCAGAACGGUAUCCUUUCGUUCUCUUUUCCGAGCUUUACUCUCACCAUGUCAGUGUUAAUUGGUCCUAUGACCCGGAGGACAUAGUUCUCGAAACAGAAGAGGGGCUCUUCCGGGAAUACUUUUCCGGAUGGACAUCUGAUGUUUAUGUGGAUGGUUAG
Molecule: messenger RNA, 879 nt
Organism: Penicillium macrosclerotiorum
Lineage: Eukaryota; Fungi; Ascomycota; Eurotiomycetes; Eurotiales; Aspergillaceae
Product: bZIP transcription factor
Exons: 4
Coding region: 1-879 (292 amino acids)
Source: RefSeq, a predicted model, not a curated record